GUUUGGACUACUUUGGGAUUUUACAUCCAUCGAAGUGAAGUGCGAGAUAUUGAAAAUAGCAAGGGAAAACGAAAGUUGAAAAGUAGUGGAAUCCCAAGUUAGAACUUCAACUUCAAGGAUUUGCAACUAUUUUGAGAUAGAAUGGCAAGUGGCAAUCAAAAGAAGGACAACACCGUUCCAAGAUGUUUCAAGCAUAAUAAAACAUGGCAGCCAAGAAUUCAACAACUGUUGAACAAGAUAAGGGAUUCCCUACUUCCCAAGAUAUACCUUGGAAGAUUUAACAAUUUGCUAUGUACAUGCGACCAAGGAAUUGCUACUUCUCGUCCUGGUAUUGUUAGUCUUUGGGAUGAAGUUACAGAUGAACAGCUUGCUCAGGCUGUUGGUUUCAUUGAUAGAUAUGUCCUGGAAAACAUCGGGAAUGCCAAUGUUCCCAUAAUGAAGAAGAUCAUGGAAUGGCUUCGUAAAGAUAAAGAAAUCAAUGCAGAAAACUCCACAGCCCCACAGCCAGCCCCUCGAUCCAGUGCACUGAAGCUGUUAUUCCUUCUACGAAAAGUGAUUGACAAGGAUUAUAGCGUAUUGGAGCCUCGUAAAGUGAAAGCAGUCCAACAGGCUAAGAAGAAGGAAAAAGAAGAAUUGAACUUGACAGUUGUGCUCGAGGACUACAAGCCGGAGUUACUUGGUCAGCUUGUAGGCUUCUGUGGCCGAAACAUCAUGACGUUUAUGAAAAGAGAGAAAUGCCAUGUACGUUUUGAAAAAGUCCAAACAGAUAACGGGGCAGAAAAAGUUAAAGCCACCAUAAAGAAAACAACAGAAAGUAUGUCUGAAUUGGAGAACAUCGCAACAGAACUGAAAAAGUUUGCAACAGAAACGCAAGACACAGUUGAGGCGUACGUACCAUCCGAUGACGAGGAAAUAACACCUGAAGUAUUGUCAGUUUAUGAUGAAGUAGACCAGAUGAAUCAAGAUGAGCUCAAGGAAGAGUAUAAAGAGCUGGUGGAAGCUGUAGAUAAAGACGUGCUGGGGCCCAAUACCCAAUUUGCCGACGUUUCUUACCAUUACACGGCAAAUCCUAGCACUAGAUACAAAGCUAUCACAAAGAAAAUGACACUUGUCAAUCAGAUUCAAGCAUUUAAUGAAGUGAAAAGCAAAUUAGUCGGUCAAGCUAAGGCUCCACAAUCGCCAGCCAGUCAUAUUUCCAGUUUAUCAAUUGGACAAAGUUUGAGCACUGCAACAAGGAGUGCGGCUACAGAUAACACUGUUCCGAAGUCGGCAGCAUCAGGUGAUACGUCAGCCAGCAAAGCCAGCCAAUCAGGAGCAAGUUCCACUGGCGGAUCAACUAAUCAGAUGGCUGGAGCUUCAACGCUGGUACAUCCCAUCGAUCUAAAUGAUCCAGCUGCUGCAGAUCCGUGUCCAACCAAAUGCUUGGUACAUGAUCGUCGUUGGGUAUCUACGUACCAGUAUACGUUGACACAGUGCUACACCCACAUCAGAUUGCCAAAAAAGUUUGGUAGUAGAUUCAGCAGAUUGAUUUGUACUUGCAACAAAAAUAGACCAGAGGCUCGUCUGUAUUUUGUGGUAGAAGACUACAUGGUUAAAGGGUUCGGUCAGUGCAAGGAAAAGGUUGAACGGUGGCCGCAGGAAUGUCAGGUCAUAAUGAAACCUCUGAUCACACAGCUGGAGAAGUAUGACAAGUCUGAAGUGUGGCACAGCCUCUUCAAGUUUGUCUUCUAUUUCAACUCGGUGGAUGCCAAUUUAAUGGACGUGUUUGACAUUGACCACAAGCUGCCUGGACAGAACUCUACAUACGUGCCUAGGCAAGAAAAACCUUACCUAUACCAAGCAAGUGUCCCGCUAACAAUUGUUCGACCGGCAUCAACAGCUACACAGUCUACAGCAAGUUCUGGUGCUUCCGGUUCAUAUUUAACACAGUCUGGUGCAGGAGCAUCGGGUCUUAGCAGUUAUCGAAGCAUUCUAUUUCAGUCAGUUGCCUCGGCCGAGCCUUCUCCUCAGUCAACCAGGAAGAGGCCCACACUGAAGCGAUUGAGUCCAGAUGACUGGUCAGAGGACUGUUACUACCAUGGAAAGAAGAAGAAAUUUGUGUUUCAGUGUGUGGUAAACUACCUUCACAAACAUGCCGGGCUGCCUGUGAAGCUGAAUAUUCCUUACUCCAUGGCGGUCUGUGUUUGUAAUGAAACUGUGGACUUCAAGGAUUUAUAUAAGACAGAAAAUGAUUGCGAGAGCGACUGUCGUACUAUGAAGAUCAAACUGUCGAUGUGGCGAGGGGACAGCAAGUCUAGCAUUCAGCCUUACAUCGGCCUGCUUGAAGACUACAUAUACAACAAGAACAUCACCGAUGGCUUCCUCAAAUUGGUGUACCAUUUCAACCAGGUGUAUCGUCGAGAACUCGGCUUUUACGAGGAGUUACAUAACCUUGUUAAAAAGCAGAGAAAUUUGAAAAAAUAGUGAAUGUAUUGAAAAUAAAUAUAAGUAGUGAGAAGGAAACUUUAGUAUUUGUAAAUAUAAGGUUGAUACCAAUACCCAUAAUUUGUAUUUGUCUGUGUCAUGAUGAUGUCAGUUUUUACCCUUUUUUCUGUAAUUUUUGUUUUGUUUUCAGUGACAGUUUAUAAAUAUCACAUAAAUUUGAAUGGAGUGAUAUAUAUUGGCAAAUGUGUAGAGAUGGAGCCAAGGUUGAAAGUUUUUCCCAAAUGUUGACAGACUGCCCUUUGAACAUGAGCUAUAGACAUAAAAGACAU
Mercenaria mercenaria is the source of this 2753-nucleotide messenger RNA. RefSeq lists its product as uncharacterized. Bases 142 to 2463 code for a protein of 773 amino acids. Lineage: Eukaryota; Metazoa; Mollusca; Bivalvia; Venerida; Veneridae. The transcript has 10 exons. The record is from RefSeq and is a predicted model, not a curated record.